AUGGCACGCAAGGGAGACAUUGAUGGCUUUUUAUCCUCUGGGGAAAUCGAUGGGGAGGAAAGUAGAAAAGAUCGCGCAGGGCGAAAAAGAGGCCUGGACGGCAGCGAUCGACAGGCAGAUGCGCAUAGCGCGGCCAAGCGCGCCAAAAGCUCCCACACGCUCCAGGAGUCUCCAAACAUGGCGGCAGCCAUUUUGAUGGAAAACAUUGAGCGACGGAGCCCGGCACAGGGCAGGGAGCGACCCGAGACUGUGUGUCUGAGCGGGUCCGACCUAGCAGCGAGUACUCUAAUAGAGGCUGCCCGGGAACAUGACGGAGAAGCGGAAGGCUCUUCUCACGGAGAUGGCGUCUGCCUCGCAGAAAUUAAGCGUCUUCAGGAAGCUAAUAAGGCUGCCCGGAAAGAGAGACAACUGAUCCUCAAGCAGCAGGAAGAGAUAGAGCGAAUACGCCAGACUACUAUGAAACUGCAAGAAAAACUGAAAUCUGCAGGGGAAAAUAAACUGGAGCAUCGCAGUGAGGAUGAUGCAAAACAAACUCAUUCUUCCAGCCCGCUGCCAACAGAUGUGGAGACCUGUAGCCCUUCUUCUGUCUCCAGCAGUGAGACCAGUAGCAUCAUGCAGAAAUUAAAGAAAAUGCGCAGCCGUAUGGAUGAGAAACACUGCUCUCCUGUUCACUACUUCUUCUCUGUCUUUACGUCUCACCACUGGGCCUCUCUCAGUGUCUGUUUUCCCAACCUCCAUCCCAAAUUCCAGCUGUAUAUCUACAACCAAUUGGUCAGGUUCUUAACAAAGCGAGAGCAAAAACUGAUGCAGCGGCGCCAGCAUGCUGAAGAGCUGCUGCAGUGGAAACGCCGCCUGGAUGCAGAAGAAGCAGAGAUACGUCAGAUAGAGAAACAAGCCUUGGCUGCUUGGGACAAAGAACUGCUCGAAACAAAAGCCAGGAAGAUGGUGGCAGGAAACCAGAACCAUCAGAAAGAAACAGCCAGUGAAGAAGAUUCUUCAGUGCCGCCUUGUUCUCGCUUCAACAGUGGAAGCUCUGUGCCAGAAGAACUGGGCAGUCUAGCUGUUGAGUCUGGCCCAUCAAAGGUCUCCGAGGUCCAAGGGCAGCUGGGAAGCCCAGACCACACUACACUUAUGGAAGAAAUGGUUUAUACGCAGGAAUUUGAAUCUUCUGCCUCACCUGGAAAACUCUCUCCUUCUAAAAGCAACGCGUCCUUGUCAAAGCAAGGGUCCAGCAAAGGGACCCACAGAAAUGGAGGGCAGCAGCAGCAUUUACCAGUAAAAUCCCACGAGGUAUCCUAUAGUUGGUCUGAUGAGUCAUUAUCCAUGACCCAGUCAGAAACCACCUCUGAUCAGAGUGACAUCGAAAGCCGAAUCCGGGCUCUGAAGGAUGAGUUACACAAGAGAAAAUCUGUGGUCUACCAGCUGAAGAAGGAGCAGAAGAAGAGACACAAGGAGAGGCUGAAAGCCCAGGAGGCCAGCUUGAUCAAACAGUUAGAGACUUACGAUGAAUUCAUCAAGAAGACUGAAGCAGAGCUGAGCCAGGAUUUGGAGGCAGCACCGACAGCAAAACCGCAAAUUAAAACUCCAUCUUCUGCUACAGAGAAACCAAAGAUCAAGCCACCUCCACUCCACAGAUCAGAGACAACAAAAAGCUGGAAAUCACUAACUGAUUCGGAACGUUGCAGGGGGUCACUGGAGUCCAUCGCAGAGCACUUCGAUGCUGUAUCACGUUCCGAGAGAUCCGACUCCUCGUAUACAAAGAAAUUCAUUGAGGCAGAGAUUCGGACAGAGGAGCAUUUCCAAGCUCCAUCCCCGGUCCUCAAGGCCCCACAAAAAGCUGGAGCUGAAUCUGGAGAUUCGCUGGAUAAUUUCCCCCCCUUGGCUGUUCUCAGAGAUUUGGUAGACUUGAGCAAAACAUCCCAUGUGUUACUGAACACUUCAGAAGAUGUCACAAGCUGUGAUACUCUUGUUUCCACUAACAGAUCUGUGGUACAAGAGGAGGUAGAUUCUGUAAAAUCAGAAGACUCUGAGCCAAAUGAUACCCACAAGCUUUCUGGAAGAUCCGAUGCUUCUGCUUUGGACACUGAGCAGAAGAGUUCCCCGCCAGUCUUGUUAAAGGCAAGUGCUUGUCCUGAGAUCAGCUUGGCUGUUGCUAGUGUUCAAGAUGGAAAAGAAAUAUCAAAGCAGGAGGAAAGUUACAAGGAUGAAGAGUGUGCUGCAUUGGGCCAGUCCUCUCAGAAGCUGGAUAAGACCUUGCUUUCAGAACACCCGUCUGCUCACACAGAGCCAUGGGACUGUCAUGGUUUUGAGAGAUCUUCAUCAAGAAAACAUAGGUCAGACGAUGGAACACUUCAUACUGAAUCUUACAAGGAUGAUUUUGACACCUCUGCGUCCUCAUUUGGAAAGGACUUUAGGUCACAGGGAGAGAAACCGUGGUAUACAAAAACUCCGAGGAACAGGUCUGCGAGUAUUGGAAGUGACGAGGAAGUAAGUGAAUGUCUCAGCGACAAAGCUCUUUCCAUGGCUUCUAGCAUUCAUUCAGAAAGAUUAUUAAUCCUGAAAUCGCCAACAGAACUGAUGAAAAGUAAAGAACGCAGCGAUGUCGAGGGAGAAUCGGCUCGUCUUGAUGCUUCACUUUGGGCUUGCUCUCCCAAGGCAGAAGAAGAGGGAAACACCCUACAAGAUUUCAGCAUCGGUGACAGAGUCCUUGUCAGCAAUGUCCAGCCAGGGACACUCAGAUUUAAGGGCCUGACCAGUUUUGCUAAAGGGUUUUGGGCUGGUGUGGAGCUGGACAAGCCUGAAGGGAGGAACAGCGGCACUUACGAUGGCAUUAAAUAUUUCGAUUGUAAAGAAAAACAUGGCAUUUUUGCUCCUCCACACAAAAUCUCACGGAUUUCAGAGAGUUUGGGUGACUUCGUAGACACAGAGGGGCACUCUUCCUGCAAGAUCGAGCUAGAUCACAACCACAAAGUAGAUCAGAAGGACAGAGAGAGUCCCCGAGAAGAAGAGGGGAAGAGUGAGGGGGAAAUUGUGAGUGAGAAAUCUCUCCAGGAUAAAUCCCAGAGAAGUGCAUCUGCCCGACAGGAUUCCAUAGCAGAUGGAGAUUAUUUGGAACUCAGUGCCCAAAAAAGCCAAGUUCUUGCUGCUGUUGAAGAAACCCUUGCUGAAGAACAGAGUGUUGUAAAUUCUCUGAGGUCCUCCGGAGAUGACAGCAGGCUCUCGGUUGCCUCCAUUUCUGAUGCCCUUAGCAAAACAUCAGCUGUUGUAGCAGAAGGGGCCUUGGAUGGAAUCAUCCCUGAAACAUGGAAGCAACAGCAGCCUUCUUGGCAGGAAUAUACUGAAAAGUCAGAGAGCCUUUACCCGGGAGUAUUGGAGAAGUCUGCUGCAACUCCCCUCCUGGACUUGCUCACUAAAGAAAGGAGCCAAUUGGAAGCCCAGCUUAGGCUUCCGUCCCAUGAGGAAGAAGAACCCAAAGAUCAACAGGAAAAAGUGGGCUUGUUGACGGACAGCCUCCUCCAGGCGUUUGUGAAGGACACUGUCAAUCAGCUGCAGCAAAUCAGGAAGGUCAGGAACGAGAAGAUUCAGUUUAGUAAUCAAGAACUUGCUGCUGUCCAAGAGCAGGCGUUGGCAGCUGGUGACUUGCAGAGCAUAUUAAUAAGUUCUCAGUUGGAUGAUGGCGAAGAAGUUUCCUCUCCCGACUUGUGUCCCAGACCGGAAAGCCCUGUGUUUGGUGCCAGUGGGCAGGAAGAACUUGCCAAGAGGCUGGCAGAGUUGGAGCUCAGCCGGGAGUUCCUGAGCGUGUUAGGAGAUGACCAAGACUGGUUUGAUGAGGACUUUGGCUUGAGUACCCGUAAGCUCCCUCCAAAGCAAGCUGAAGAAUCAGCCGUGUUGCCGAAGAUAGAGCCUCCCAAAGUGCCCCCCAAGCCAUGUGAAGAGCCCUUAGCUGUCCCGCACACUGCAGAGGAGGUGGAGGACUUGGUGUAUGAGGCAGCCGAGGAGCUGUGGAAGUGCAAAGAGCUGGGGCUUGACCUUCAGGCUGCUGGCUUCCCCAGAGAUCUAAGCGAUUCCCUGAAAGAUGACGACAUCGAAGCCAUCAGCAAACAAAUCUAUAAACAGGCUGUGUUUGACUUAACAAGAGAGAUUUUUGGAGAAAUAUUUGCAGAAGAUCCAAAUUUGAACCAGCCUAUAUGGAUGAAACCCAGCAGGAUCACUUCUACUUACUUCCGUCGAGUAAAAGAUCCUAGCGACAUUGAAGAAAUCAAGAGUUUCAUAGCAACAGAGGUGCUGAAGCUGUUAAAUUUGAAAAAGGAGCCAAAUAAUAAAAUGGACUGGCAGAAAAUGAUCAAAUUUGGACGUAAAAAACGUGACAGAGUGGAUCAUAUACUGGUGCAGGAACUGCAUGAAGAGGAAGCUCAGUGGGUGAAUUACGAUGAGGAUGAGCUGUAUGUGAAGAUGCAACUGGCAGAUGGGAUUUUUGAGGCCUUAAUCAGAGAGACGAUUGAUGUCCUUAACCAGAUCAACGAGAAACAGGAGCGAUUGCUGCCCAUGUGACAGCCAGGAUGGAUGCCUUUUUCAUAGUAGUGCUGCUGCUGCUGCUGGAGCAUAAUAUGAUCUUAAACAUGGCUGAGAAGAGAGAAAGAUGGUGUGACGUCUUCCUCCCACCUUUGAUUUUUAGAGACUUCACCUGGGAUUUGUUCCAAAAAGAGGUGUCCCCCCCCCCAAUUGAUUCUUUAACUGUCUCUUUACAGCCACUGUAUUGUGCGUUACAGAUUCAUUUUGUUAUCCCAGAUAUCCCAUAUAAAAUUCACUGUCAGCAGUGGAAACUUAAGUCAUCAAGUAAACGUUGUCCUUUAUUUAAAUAACUGCUGUUCUAAUCUGGUAUUGGCUGUAAGUUAGUAACUUUGUUAAACAUUUGUAAAGAUUCAUCCUGCAUUUUGAGACCGCAUAGGUCUCUCCCCUCCCCUCCUUCAGUUGUGUUCUGUUUUCCAUUCAUUUCUGUCUUUCCAUCUCAGAACGUGGACCUGGAGACUGUCCGUGGAUUAAUGCAAGUGAAGCCGGGUGGCUCUUGCACCGCCCUCUGGGCAGAACGUGAAGAGCUGGCCCAAAAGUGAAUUUGAGGCCGCCAGUGUUUUAGUUCUUCUCCCAAUGAACCAUCGGCCGCCCCUAAGUAAAUGUGUACUCAGGACUUCUCAGGCCCUCGACACGCAGGAGUUGCUCCUGGCAGGCCUUUGAUCCCGUUCCUCCUCCUCUUGCUUCCCCGCCUGGGGUAACGUGUUGGCAGAGCCACGACUUGAACGUGUUGGGGCUUAGGAGUGUGUGUACCAAAGAGAGCGUGACUCGGGGGGUUGUUUUGUGUGCAUGCAGAAUUUCCUUUUAACUUGUUUUAUCAUUUGUAUGUUAGAAAUACACGUCUAGUGCUGCUCUGGCUGCACUACCUGAUGACUGAAAAUCUGGGAAGGGUGGCCGCAGGAGGACCAUCACUGUCAUUCGGAGAUUUGAAGGGGGGGGGAUCCAUAUCUGAGAAAGAGGAGGCUGUGAAGAGUCAUGCAUGUUUUCCACUGUGGGGCAAAAGGAGUGGCGCAGAGGCAUGGACUUGUGGAGAGAGCGCCUGAAAUGGACUGUGGAAACCUUGCGUCCUCCUCCUCCUCCC
Gekko japonicus is the source of this 5650-nucleotide messenger RNA. RefSeq names its product centrosome-associated protein 350-like. Gene Ontology annotation, biological process: microtubule anchoring. The coding region runs from base 1 to 4551 and encodes 1516 amino acids. Gene Ontology annotation, cellular component: centrosome. Gene Ontology annotation, molecular function: microtubule binding. The transcript has 17 exons. Lineage: Eukaryota; Metazoa; Chordata; Lepidosauria; Squamata; Gekkonidae. The record is from RefSeq and is a predicted model, not a curated record.